Molecule: messenger RNA, 1702 nt
Organism: Pezoporus occidentalis (night parrot)
Lineage: Eukaryota; Metazoa; Chordata; Aves; Psittaciformes; Psittacidae
Gene: DCDC2B
Product: doublecortin domain containing 2B
Exons: 7
Coding region: 400-1260 (286 amino acids)
Biological process (GO): intracellular signal transduction
Cellular component (GO): microtubule organizing center; microtubule
Source: RefSeq, a predicted model, not a curated record
CUGCAGCAGCUUGCUCCAAGCCCCUGUGUCCAACCUGGCCUUGAACAUUGCCAGGGAUGGGGCAGCCACAGCUUCUCUGUUCAUCUGAGCCUGGUGGCCACAGUGCCUGGUGAGGGAGCUCCCAGUGUUGGGUGUCUGAGCGUUCAAGGGCCGUUUGGUUCCUGGUUUUCAAAUCGAAAGCUGCUCUUCGGGUUGUUUGCUGUGGCCUCCAGGCGGCCCCACAACUUCCUCCAGCUGGGCCUGCAUCCAUGGAGACAGGCACUCACACCAGGCAGCGCUGGGAAGGGACAGUGGAGCCUGAGGGUGGCUGAUCCGAGGGUCUGGGCUCAGUGGAGCUCUUCUCCACUCCCUACACUGCUCUGUGUGUGGGCAGCAGGGCUUCUGCUUGACCCCUGCGAGAUGAGCUCCCGUGGCUUAGCCCUGGCACCUCCAGCCAAGAGCGUGCUUGUGUAUCGCAACGGUGACCCCUUCUUCCCCGGGAGGAGGUUCGUGGUGAACCAGCGGCGGUUCCUGACCUUGGAAGCCUUCCUGAACGAGGUGACCAAGAGCAUCGAUGCACCCGUGGCCGUGAGGAACCUCUACACCCCCCGGCACGGCAGCUGCGUGGCGGGGCUGGGGGACCUGCAGGACGGGUGCCAGUACGUGGCUGCGGGCUUCGAGAGGUUCAAAAAGCUCGACUAUUUAAAUCAUGGAAGGAAGGAGCUCCGUGGAAUGAAGCACAACAAGGGUCUGCAGUUCCACACUGCAGCUCCCUGGAAGUCGCGACGGCAGAAGGACACCCGCCCGCCCUGCACCAUACAUGUUUUCCGGAAUGGGGAUUUGCUGAGCCCUCCUUUCCCUCUGCCAGUCUCUAACAGCGCCCUGCUGCACUGGGAUUCACUCUUGGCCACGGUGGCAGAGAAAGCCGCCCUGCACAGCGGAGCUGUCAGUAGGCUCUGCAGGCUGGAUGGAACCUGGGUGUCUGGUGGAGAGGAGCUGGUGGAUGGCGGAUACUACGUGGCAGUGGGAAAUGAGGAGUACCAGAAACUGCCUUACUUUGAGCUGCUGGUGCCCCAGGAUCCUGCCAGGAGGACACUGUGGAACCACCCAAAUAACGGGCGCAAAAGGCACCACCGGAGGCACAAAAAGGCACAGGCUACAGGCACAUCACAAGAGGCUGUGGCAAGGAAAAGGGAUGCCAGUGACUCUGAGGAUGACAAGCACCAAACGAUGCUGCCCCUGGCAGGAAAGAGCUUGGAGGAGUUGGCAGAAGAAGUGUGAUGGGAGAAGAGGUACAUUCAGGUACACCUCUACCUGCACAGCUGCAGUAACAGGAGCAUGUGAAUCCCAGAUUCCUGGAGUACCAUGGCCUGGCCAGGCGUUCUGAUGGAUUCACAAACUCUCCCAAAAUCAAACAUCCUCAUCAUCUGGGCUUGAGAAGCACAGUACCAGUGAGGAUCGCACCAGAUGCACAAUAUUGUUAAAUGAUGAAGAUCUUUCCCCUUUUCUGCUGCUUAUCUGAACCCUAAUUCAGCUGGUUUGGAUCUGAACUUGGGAAGGAAGAAUUACUAAAUAGAAUACAGGCUUUUUACACUUUUCUCUGCCAGGAACUUUGUUCUGUGUCAGAUACUUCUUAUAAUGAGAUGUCAUUGCAUCACCAUCCCUCUGCUUUGGAAUGCUUGGAUGGUGUUUGCAGCAAUCAAACCCAUUCCCCAAAACUGUA